Molecule: messenger RNA, 1980 nt
Organism: Aedes albopictus (Asian tiger mosquito)
Lineage: Eukaryota; Metazoa; Arthropoda; Insecta; Diptera; Culicidae
Exons: 2
Coding region: 1-1980 (659 amino acids)
Source: RefSeq, a predicted model, not a curated record
AUGUCGCAGUCGCAACCACCUCAAGCACAAUCAUCGAUGUCGGGCGGCGGAGAGCAGCCAUUCAAGGAAACGAUCUUGCAGAUACUCAGCAAUCAGCAGGCGCUGAUGACACAGUUAUCGCAGCAGGUAUCGGCAAUCCAAGGGAACGUCCAGAAUGCAAAUCGCAAUGAACUGAUUUUGGACUCCCUAGCGACGAAUAUCACUGAAUUCGCCUAUGACCUUGGUUCAUUCGAUGCCUGGUUUUCGCGUUAUGCUGACCUUUUUGAGAAGGACGCCGCUCAGCUUGCGGACGAUGCGAAGGUGCGGUUGUUAUUGAGAAAACUGAAUCCCUCAGCGCACGAACGGUACACGUCAUUCAUCCUCCCCAAACUGUCGAAGGAGUUUACGUUCGAGGAAACCGUCGCCAAAUUGAAGAUUAUCUUUGGCACACCUGUCUCUACGUUCCAUCGACGUUAUCAGUGCCUUCAGACGAUGAAGGACGAAGAUGAGGAUUUUAUCAGCUACUCGUGUAAAGUAAACAAGGCGUGUGUUGACUUCAAGCUCCAAGAACUGAAGGAAGAUCAGUUCAAAUGCCUUAUCUUCGUAUGUGGGCUGAAAUCAUCCAAGGAUUUGGACAUCCGAAUGCGCCUUCUAUCCAGAAUGAACGAGACCAGCGAUAUGACCCUCGAGAAGAUCGUCGAAGAGUGUGAGAGUCUCAUCAAUUUGAAGCGGGACACGGUGCUCAUUGGGGGAAAACCUCCCUCGUCAACUGUAGUCGCCUCGAAUGCCGUUCGGACGCAGCCGAAUCGAAAGGAGAAACCGAACCGAGCGAAGGAUCCAGCACCGAAAACGCCAUGUUGGUCAUGUGGCGGCAUGCACUUUUCAAGCCAGUGCAACUUCAAGGAUCACAAGUGCCGGGAUUGCGGUAGAACGGGCCACAAGGAAGGCUAUUGCAGCUGUUUUUCAUCCAAGCCUCGGCCAAAGCCGGGAAAAGGAAAGCAAGGAAAUUGGAACAAGCAUUCAACGAAAAUUGUCGUCGUUAAAAAUGUCACGCGCAGCCGGAGAUACGUCGAGACAACCAUCAACGGUGUUCCGGUCAACCUCCAGCUAGAUUCCGGCUCCGAUAUUACCAUCAUAUCCAGACAGAACUGGGUCAAGAUCGGAGCGCCCAAAACAUCGCUACCGGACUGUGAAGUGCAGACAGCAUCCGGUGACAAGCUGGGAAUCGAUGCCAUGUUCCGUGCCAACAUUUCGAUCAGUGGCGACCAACGAGAAGGCUCAGACCUCCUCGAUGAGUUUGGGCUGUGGGACGUACCAUUCUCGUCCUUUUGCAAACUGGUGGACACCAAACAAGAAGACCACCAAGUCGCCGAACUGAAGUCCAAGUUCCCGACCGUUUUCACCGGCCAGUUGGGGUUAUGCUCCAAAAUGCAGGUGCACUUGUCGCUCAAGAAGGACGCCAGGCCGGUGUUCAAGCCAAAGCGACCGGUUUCGUACAAUAUGGAGGCCGUUGUGGAAGAUGAACUGAAGCGACUCCAGGACAACGGUAUCAUCACGCCAAUUACGUACGCAGAUUGGGCUGCACCAAUCGUGGUGGUACGUAAACCAGACCGCACUGUCAGGAUAUGCGCCGAUUUUUCCACCGGACUCAACAACGCACUGGAGGCAAACAAUUAUCCACUGCCUCUUCCGGAGGAUAUCUUCAAUCGAAUGGCUAACUGCACAAUGUUUAGCCAUAUCGAUUUAUCCGAUGCGUACCUCCAGGUCCAGGUGGAUGAAGAAAGUAGGAAGCUGAUCAAUAUCAACACUCACAAGGGCCUCUACCAGUUUAACCGGUUGUCACCCGGUAUCAAGAGCGCCCCAGGAGCGUUCCAACAAAUCAUGGAUGCGAUGCUAGCCGGACUAGACUGCACGUGUCCGUACCUCGACGACGUCCUCGUUGGGGGACGCACAGAAGAAGAGCAUAGGAAGAACCUGUACAAAGUGCUAGAACGCCUCUAG